Molecule: messenger RNA, 5120 nt
Organism: Plodia interpunctella (Indianmeal moth)
Lineage: Eukaryota; Metazoa; Arthropoda; Insecta; Lepidoptera; Pyralidae
Gene: stx
Product: stuxnet
Exons: 5
Coding region: 176-2377 (733 amino acids)
Cellular component (GO): nucleus
Molecular function (GO): protein binding
Source: RefSeq, a predicted model, not a curated record
GGGAUAUCGCGAAGGAGACUGGUCACACCGACGACGGCCACAUCAAAAUCUGGGGGUCUGGCGUGUGACCCUGUUAUUUCUAUCCAGCAAUAAAAUAGCUGUGUAAUCUAAGAUAAGCCUUGUACCAUUAAAAACGUGAUAUAUUGUAAAUUCUAGUGUUAUUUAUGUGGAAAAUAUGGAACGUGCUACAGGAACAGAAGUGUACGGGUGUGGCUCGCCCCAAACUACGGACAUAACGCUGAAUAUACAAACGACAACUGGUGGUAACUUUUCAAUCAGUUUGAACGGUAAAAAUACAGUGGAGCACCUCAAGAAACUAGUUUCGAAGAAGUUGAAAGUGUCUAAAGAUCGGAUAUGCCUACUGCAUCGCGAAAGACAACUGCGGGAUGGUACUCUGGAAGAGAACGGUCUGCUGGACGGCUCACGCGUCAUUCUGCUGCCAAGCGUCGAGACAGGCCUCCUGAGUCAAAGACCCGAAAAUUCUGUGAUGCAAGCACUAGAGUCCCUUAAUGACACACAGGUUAAUGACUUUCUGAGUGGUAAAUCACCUUUGAAUUUGACCAUGAGGUUAGGUGACCACAUGAUGUUGAUUCAACUUCGUUUGUCAACACUUGAUUCUAUUGCCUCGAGCACCUCCCGAUCCAUUCGCACUUCUACACCCACAAAGACCUCGGCCUCCACUACUCGUUCUAAAUGUGACAGGGAAUCCCCCAGCCCUCAGAACACCCCACAAAAACCUACAGACAAUGAUGACACUGAGGAAACUGAGAAAGCUAAGCCAGAGCAACAGACACAUGUUUUACAAAAACAAGAUUUGGAAAUGCUACAAAAUGCCUUUGAAUUAUACAAAUCAAUGGCUGAAGAGAAAUAUGCUGAAAAAUCUGAAAGUAGUCCAGAAAAGGAUGAGUCCAUGGACACAACCAACUGCACCCUUUCUGAUCUAUCAGACACAUCAUUAGAAAAUGAGCAAUCUCCAAUCAAAUCAUUAUCUAAUUUGGUGUCUAGUCCUAUAGAUGUAUCUACCUCUGAGGGCAGGGAUACUGCCCUUGUCAACACUGUAAAAAAUAAUUUGAUAGAUUUGUUAUCACAGAAUAAGUUAGGUAAUGAAGAGAUUCCUUCCACAAGUGCCAUUUGUGACAAAGCAUGUUCCACAUCCUCCCACACCCCUGAUAGCUCAUUUAGUGAUGACAGUGAUAACUUCACUGAUCAAAGUUCAUUCUUAGCUGAAAGUACUAUUGAUGAAUACCCUAUGGAGAAUCUCUUUAAUAGUGCAGUAGAUAAAGGUCUAUUUGAAGAACAUGAUGAAUCUAUGAUGGAUCGGGAGAUAUCAAACUUGGCUACCACUAGCCAUGGAACGCAAGAGACCACAGGAGCUUUACCUUCCUUCCAAAGUAUAAAUGAGCCAUUGAAAAAUAAACGAUUCCAAUAUCUGCUGCACAAGACUUCUAAAUUCAAGCAUCCAAUUGGACAAAAUAAGCAAAAAGCAUUUAUGCAGUCUGUGGUUAAUAAACAUAAGAAAAGGAUGCAGAAUAGACAAGAGAGUAGUUUAGUUCAACCUUCCACAUCAAGGAUAGAGCCAUAUAUAACAAAUUCAAGGAAACUCAUCCUCCAACCAAGCAGUGGGCAGGCUGAAGAUAAUGCUACUCCUUCUACUUCUAAACAGAUUCCAUUCAGAGCUCCUGAGACUCCAAAGAAGCCACAGAGGGCUUCCCCUACUCCGCCUGUAGAUACUAAAGCUCUCAUAGAAGCAUCUAAGAAUUUAACACAGAAGCUUAAGAAGCUGUCAAAAGAAGUGUUGACAAAUAAGAUUGAUCUCAGAGCCGCUGAGGAGACAGUGCGCACGAAGAUUGGUCCCGGGGCUGUGAUAGAAUCCAUGAAGCAUCAUGGCAAAGGAAUAUAUUCGGGAACCUUUUCAGGCACAUUGAAUCCUGCACUUCAAGAUAGAUAUGGCCGACCAAAGAGGGACAUUUCCACUAUCAUCCACAUAUUAAAUGACUUAUUGUGUGCAGCACCUCCCAUUGCUUUGUCACAGAAGGAGUCCAAGCGCACAUGCUCAACAAACACAGAACCGGAGCAAAACAAAUGCUUGGGGUGUGCGGCGCCCCCGUGCCGCUGCAGCGGCCGUGCGCCGGCGCCUUGCCCCGCGUGCGCGGGCGCGGCCGCGGCCUGCGGCGCCUGCAGCACGGCCAGCGCGCUGGCGAUGGAGAACUCCAAGACCAAGUGCAAGCUGGAGCAGCUGCGGCUCGUGAUGCAGCAGAAGAAGCAGCGGCGCGAGGCGCGGAAGCUGAAGACUUUGCCUUACAAUUUGCCGUCGAAAACAUUGGCCGCUUCGGACAAACCCGCCCCCGUCCCGGAGGAGAUCGAGACGGUUGCUUAACACGCGAUAUUGAGUUAAUCACCCGACGCUCCCGUUGUCGCUUUUUAUGGAAAUUUAAAAUUCUCAGUGUUUCACUUCGCUGUGACGGCGUCGCGCUGCCGCGUUCGUUUGCAUCGAGACGUCUCCCGCUGUAGGCUUUGUAUUGUUAGACUAAAGCCCUCCGAAAUAGUUUUAAACCUAAACUGAGUAUAUUAUCCGAAUAUAAAUUGUAUUUGAAAAGGUUUUAGUUUAGGUCUAAUAUCGUUUUAUGGAGGGGUGUGGAUGUUUGGACUCAAACCUGCCUGCAUUUGGAGACCGUGCGUAUCUGAGUACUGAAUCACGUAUUGUGGCUAUACAUUUCAGAAUAACGGUGUCAAGUUCGCAUUCGCAAUGUUGACUCCAGUCUACUUUCAGCUUUCAGUACGUGCUUUAAGCGAAUAUAUGCAAAUGCUUAUUGUUUUGCGUCAACUUAGGAAAUAAUGGGUACUUUCUCUAUAACCUUGUCUAAUUUCAGAAUUGUGAUGAGGAGUAUGUAUUCUAUUGUUUAUCUAGACUAUGUAUGCUUAGAAACGUAUGAAUGUUACUCAGUUUUGCACGCGGGCUCGGCCGAUAACGUUCUAAAUUAUCAUUUCGACUAAGAGCAGAUGAUAGAAGUAAUAGUCGUAGCGGUAUUAUUUUAAGUGCUAUUAUACGCAUGUACAAAUGAUAAAGAUUGAUAAUUAGCAAAAUCACUAUAGCGUUAUAGUUAUGUAAGUCUUCAGAUAGUUGCCUGGCGCGCCUUAAAAUUGGUUUUUGUUGUUAUUUUUUAGAUUAUAUUUUAUUAUAUUAUUGGUUCAGUCUUCUUUUUAGAUACUUUGCAUAUUAUGUAGCUUAAUUUUUGUCAAUUAAUAGACCUUUCGAAAUUUUAGCCCACGUAUAUUAAGUUGACUAACUAUACUGAUACUGCGCAUUUGAAAGCCUUUCCAACCAGUUUCCUAAAAAAUGUUUCUUUGCAUUUUAAAAUGUGUACAACUUUAUACGUAUAAUGAGUCAAUAGCUUGUACUAAGGGACCAACCCUGCUAGAAAAGCGAUACGAAAACAGCUGACAUUUCAACAUCAUAGGUACACAUUGAUUUCAUACUAACAAUUUUUUUACACCAUAAUUAUAUUUUAUUACACUUUUUCUGAAAACACUGUAUAUAUCCUCAAUUUUUGAGAUACCUAGAUUAAUUGGCACUGUUGUUUUAAACUAUUUUCAUUGUUUUUUUCUUCUUCUUUUCCAAUUUGUUGUUAAAUUUAAUAAAUGUUUUUCAUUGCACAGAUAUUUCGUUUAGUUUUUUAAUUAGGUGCAUAGUAAAGAAAAAAAAUCGUAUUAAUGCAGUCGACGCCAAUUUGUAUUAAAUAUACACAAGAUGAUCCUACAGAAAAAAUAUAUAUAUAUAGAAGCACUAGUAUAGAUUUAGCUUUGUAUAUAACUAUUAUGCGAAAUAUAAUAGUGGAAAUGCUUAUUGACGAUUUCAUCUAUCGAUUUAUAACAUUUUACUGUUGAAUUAGCAACGAUAUAGGUUUGUGAAGUAUUCUUGGAUCACUAAAUUAUAAUCACUAUAAUCCUCAGACUAAAUUUGAAUGUAUUGAAUCACAGGAAUUUAAGUUAACAAAAUAUAUUAUUUAGCUUAUGAUAUCGAUGAAUUUCUAACAACUAUCAUUGACAAAGUCGAGGACGCGUAUGAAUUGCGUUAUCAUUGUUAGAUAACAAAAGUGUUAUCAUAAUAUUAUUUUUUAUGUUAAACACAAAUGAAAGUAUGAGCUAUGUCGAGUUUUGUACUAAUACAUAAAAGUAGACACUUAUGUACGAAUAUUCAAAAACAAUUUUAGCAAAUACAUCUCAAGUUUUUUGGUGUUUACUUCUCGAUACAUUGAGUGAGAAAAGAAAUAGCACGAGUGAUGCGAUAUCGUAACUCAUUUUUGUGUAUAUUCGGCAUUUAUGUAUUCAUAACUUUAUAUGACUACCAGGUGUUACAUAGUUGAAUGAAUUUAUUAAAAUAGACUAAACAAGCACGUCCACUUAGACCUUAGGGUGCGGGAGUUGGAUAAGGGUAGUAAAUGUAAGUCUUCCGUUGAAUGCUGCAAUAUACCUGACACCCCUUUCCCACUUUGGUAAGGGACCUACCAUCAGUUUGUCUUCGAAUAACAAAGCAAUAAUGAUUCCUCGCGAGUACUACUUAAAGAAAGUGCCUAUUUGAACUUAUGCCCACUAUUUCAACACCACGAUAAUGAAAAUAUUCAUUGGCUACUUUGUAUCAACUUAAUUUUGGAAUAGUGGAAAUAAGUAUUCGUAAUGUAAGGUGCAGAUAGAUUGUGCCAUUUAUCAGUAAGCUCAAAUUAUUGUACAUUAUAAAGCAUGGCAUCUUCGAAUAGUUCAAGCGGGCCGAUCAGUCGACACAAUGUUUUGUGGACAUGGUCGAAAGACUGAUCGUACCACCUAUCGAGAAGCCACUUCUUUUUAUUGACCCAUUCUAUUUUCUGUUCGAUCUCUUACCACGCUGGUUCAUAAGAUCUCAAGUAUUUACGUUAUAUCAAACUUUCCAGUAAUUUUUAUUUACAGCUAAUACUGGACCUUCUCUAACAUGACGCACGCAGAUAUUGUAUGUAUAUAAAUUUGUUACCAAUCGUUUAUUUAGUCGUGAGACGUUUUGUUAUAAGGUUUUGAGGGGAACUUGUGAAUUGUUUUUGUCCUUGUAUUUGCAUGUCUAGUGAGGAGAAUAAAGUUAAAUAACAAAACUA